This is a messenger RNA of Camellia sinensis, 1987 nucleotides long. NCBI's taxonomy places the organism in Eukaryota, Viridiplantae, Streptophyta, Magnoliopsida, Ericales, Theaceae. The record is from RefSeq and is a predicted model, not a curated record.
GAGUUGUUCCAUCACUAUAAGUAAGAUUCCAUAGAAUUUAAUGAAUCAUUUUUUUUUAUGUAACUGUCGACAGCAUUGACCCACAAUAUUAUAGUUGGAAUGAUCAAGUCACACAACAAAUUUUGCUAGACGUGGGUGUCUAGUAGACUUGAAGGGUCAACGAAGCUCGUUUACCAACCAUGUAUGCUAUACUAUUAGUUUUAUUAAUUAAUAUGUUUUAUUUAUUUAUUUGAUCCGAGAACAGAUUUUAACUUGAUUCUUCUGUUCUGUGAUCCAUCAUUGUUCAUAUUGGAUUGGAUUGGAUUGGAUUGGAGCUCUCUCUCUCUGUCUCUCUUUCUCUGUGUCUUUGAAGGGAAGGGAAGGGAAGAUGAGAGAAACAUGGGCUUAUUAUAUGAUGAUGAUUGGCAUUGGAACAGUAGUAGUAGUAGUAGUAUUGUUGAUGAUUAUGUUUGUUGCAAAAUGGGUGAUAAAUAAGCAGAGAAACAAGGGAAUUACAAAAGGAGCUCAUAAAUUGCCCCCUGGAAGAAGAGGAUGGCCCUUGAUUGGAGAUAGCUUCAACUGGUUUAAUGCUGUUGCAAGUUCUCAUCCACCUCGUUUUGUUCAACAACAGGUUCUCAGGUAUGGGAAGAUAUUCUCAUGUAGUCUAUUUGGUAAAUGGGCUGUGGUAUCAGCUGAUCCAAGCUUUAACCGAUGGGUAAUGCAAAAUGAGGGGAAGCUAUUCCAAUCCAGCUACCCAAAAUCUUUCAGAGAUUUAGUGGGAAAAAAUGGGGUGAUCACAGUGCAAGGAGAGCAACAGAGGAAGCUUCACGGCAUUGCGUCCAACAUGAUGCGGUUAGAGAAACUCAAGUUCCAUUUCUUGAAGGACAUUCAAAUGGUUAUGCUUCAGACUUUGAACAAUUUCCAAAACAACCAGGUCAUCAUUCUUCAGGAUGUUUGCAGAAAGGUAGCUAUAAAUCUGAUGGUGAAUCAACUACUGGGGGUGUCAAAGACUGAAGGGGAAGUGGAUGAGAUGGCUCGUUUGUUCUCUGAUUUUGUGGACGGCUGUCUUUCUCUUCCCAUCAAUUUGCCAGGUUUUGCUUACCACACUGCUAUGAAGGCAAGGGCGAUUAUAAUAAGAAAAAUCAACAACAAAAUAGAGAUGCAGAGACAAGAAGCCAUACUGGCAGGGGUAGUUGGUAAUAAUAAUGGUGUACUUGGAAGAUUGUUAGAGGAAGAAAGCAUACCUGAUGAUGCAGUUGCAGAUUUCAUCAUCAACCUUCUCUUUGCUGGAAAUGAAACAACGGCUAAGACCAUGCUUUUCGCUGUUUAUUUCCUCACUCAGUGUCCCAGGGCCAUGAAGCAAUUACUGGAUGAGCAACAAAGCCUAAUAAGUCAAAGGAGCUACUUGGAUGGCGAAGAUAUGCUAACAUGGGAAGAUUACAAACAAAUGUCUUUCACUCAAUGUGUUAUUGAUGAAACACUUCGACUGGGGGGUAUUGCAAUUUGGUUAAUGAGAGAAGCAAAAGAACGCAUUGAAUAUCAAGGUUAUGUCAUUCCCAAAGGAUGUUUUGUGGUUCCAUUUCUUUCAGCAGUUCAUUUAGAUGAAAAUUUGUAUGAAGGAGCAAUCACUUUCAAUCCAUGGAGAUGGAUGGACCCUUUGACUCAGGAAAAGAGAAAUUGGAGAAGCAGUCCAUUUUAUGCUCCAUUUGGAGGAGGAGCUCGAUUUUGUCCGGGGGCGGAGUUGGCUCGCCUUCAAAUUGCUCUCUUUCUUCAUUACUUCAUUACUACAUACAGGUGGACCCAACUUAAGGAGGAUCGGAUGUCUUUCUUUCCUUCAGCUCGAUUAGUGAAUGGCUUUCAAAUCCAAAUAACCAGACGGGACGACGAGUUGAAAAAAAUAAAAUGAAAAUAAAAUUGUUAUUUUCCCAUUAUAUACAUUACAUACUGUUAAUGCCCUUAUCCUUCCAUAAUUUGUAAAUCAUUGUAAAAUUAAAAUUUGUGACUUAAA